AUGAAACUGGACUCGAAUAAUAAAAUGAUUAAUAGCGAGAGUGGCGCUGAUCUAGCCGAAGAAGUUGUGGACCCGCGACAAAAUGCUGAGGAUAUUAUCGAUGAAAUACUCGCAGAGUUUACUGAGUCGCGGUCUCCCGAGGUUGGGAGGAACGGAAUACCUGAGAAUCUCUUCAAUAUGAUACAGCCUCCAAGGACGCGUACUCCAGCAAAUUCUUUCUCCGAGAAUGCCACAAUAGACGACAUAGACCCUGCAUCAGAUCUCGGUACAUCAAUAAGAAACAAGUGUUUGGAACUGGAAGAGAUUCUUCAGAGCCUCAAGUCGCGGCUCAAUCAUGUUGUUUUGGACGAAAAUAUCGUGCUAAGCCCAGAGGCUAACUCAAUGGAAGCGCAACUCGAACACGACCUGGAUACAGACUGCCAGGAGGAUCUGUCCCUCCAAGAGUUUCUGGAGCUGCUGCACUCGCAAAACAAAAUUAGCCCGACAGGAGUACAAUGAUUGCUUAGUGGACCAUCCCCAUAAACAUACUACCUUCUAAGACAAAAUUUACAUGAAUUUAUUGUGUGCAAAUUGAAUUUUAGAUUUUAUUGAAGUGCUAUUAAAUAUUCAGGCCUAA
Spodoptera frugiperda (fall armyworm) is the source of this 616-nucleotide messenger RNA. RefSeq lists its product as uncharacterized. Lineage: Eukaryota; Metazoa; Arthropoda; Insecta; Lepidoptera; Noctuidae. The record is from RefSeq and is a predicted model, not a curated record. Bases 1 to 498 code for a protein of 165 amino acids. The transcript has a single exon.